Molecule: messenger RNA, 3709 nt
Organism: Pseudoliparis swirei
Lineage: Eukaryota; Metazoa; Chordata; Actinopteri; Perciformes; Liparidae
Product: transcriptional protein SWT1-like
Exons: 16
Coding region: 875-3667 (930 amino acids)
Cellular component (GO): nucleus
Source: RefSeq, a predicted model, not a curated record
CAUCUACUUCGGCUUCACUCGGCGUAUGAGCGUUAGGACUGUUCUCAUGUGUUUCUGUUGACACAUCGGGUUGUGGGCACGUUUCCAUUGACACACUCUCGUCAAUAAUCUCUUUUUGCUUUUUUCGCCGAGCGAAAAUCAAUGUCUUUCACUUGCGCAAAAGGAACUGUGGAUGGAAACUUGGGAGGAAGCCAUGAACAUGGCAACUCCGUCGGGCGAUGUCUGCCUUUACUCUGUGAUUCAUGUCAAAUAAAACACUGUCUCCAGCACGGCCACCAAACAGGCACUGCUGGUCCUGAAGGAGCUGGAAGCGGCUUCAUCAGACACUCGUCCUGGAGGCGGAGCUGUGACUACGGAUCAUAUAUGAACCCAGACACGGGGCGCUCGAUGUUCCCACAUUGGUGGUAUUUCCACAACAAGUAUAACGCAGAAAUAGUGGUUAAUGUCCCAUGGUCCAUAGCGGAAAUGAAAACUGUUUGACAGGAAUGUGACCAGGCUCUGCUGGUAACUAGGGGUAACGAGCGAAUUAACCACAAAGUGUUGAGCGAGUGAAAUCAGGUAAAAAAGCGUUGCAAAUAUUCAAUUCCAACCGCUGAAAUCUUUCUUUGGUAAUGCAGAAGGACAUGAGGUUGCUGGGCUCUCGCAGAAUCAAACAGCGGACACGAUAGGAGGUCAACUUCUUCUGACAUUUAAUAAGUGGGACCCCAAGAUGGCGCGAUUGAGAUGUUGACGUCACGUGAAUACGCUCUAUAAACAUCACUCUACUACUAAAUGUGUUGUGUCACUGCGCAGUGUUAGCUCUAGUUUGUUCUUCAUGUAACGUCGUUGAGCAACUGGUUUGUGUUGAUUUUAAUUGACGAAGUAAAACGUCUGUAUGCCACGAUAUGCAGAUUCGAGCAUCUGGCUAAUCAGGUUAUUAAGGAAAAUGUCAAAACAAUCCAAAAAGCGAAAGCACUUGGAGUCUUCAUCCUCAAGUGAAGAAGAUACAAAGUCAUCCAAGGAACAAGAAGUUUCUGAGAAUUACAAACGUGUCACGAGGAACCACGCUGAAAAGAAGAGCUCUGCAGCAAAACAAGAAAAGUGUUCAUCCUCUACGGUUAAAGAUCCUUCCCAAAGCACCCGCCACAUUAAAGGUGCUGCCGACCAACUGUUAAAAACACGAGACCCCAAACAAUCGGUUUAUAAACCAGAAGAAUGUUCAAAACCAAAACGUGAACUUUCAGAUAAACAUAAGACUGUCAGGGGUAAGACUUUGAAAAAGAAAACCUCAAAACCCUCAAACAAUGCAGGGGCAGUCGCCCAGAGGACAGAGAAGACACCUAAAGGCGGCUCCGAUACAACAUCUGCCCACAGGCGCAAAUCCAAAUUUAAAAAACUGCGCGUGAGUUUGGAUUCUGCAGAACAGAAAGAACGGACGAGGAAGAGCAGCGCUGGGGAACCACCGAGGACUGAAGGUGAGCGAUGGACGUUGGAGACCAGAGGACCGAGCGCGGCCGCCUCCGUCUCUCAGGAUUCUUCAUCGGAGAAGAAAAUAGAUUUGUUCAGGAAAAUGUGCCAAAGGCAUCGAGACGAGAAGGCCAAGCGGAGCCGGUGUACCGAGGUAACCUCUUCCUCGACCACAGGGACUGCCUCCUCUUCCUCCAAGCAGAAGGUCAGCAGCUCAGACGCUGUGAAGAAUGUGAGAACCAUCCCGGGGACCGUCCCCUCCAUGUCACGCGCGACAGUCAAGUCGUCUGUUCAGGAACAAAUAUGCCGCCGCGAAUCACCUCUUCGGUUUAAGAUACCAAAAAAGUCUCGACCGACAGCGGUCGGUCGCCCCGGUAACGACGAUGCUGCCAGUUCUUCAAACGGGAAUGUUGAACACGGGGCCGAGCCUUCGGGCUCGAGAAGCAACGCCGCGCAGCGACGCGUCCAACCGGCUCCCCGCUGCUCGGGGGCCACACCCGGUUCUUCACCUGAAGGUCAAGAGAGGUCGUGUCCGUCCCACGCGAUCACCGAGCUGCGGAGCGACCAGAUGCAGGUGGUGGAACAGCUCACGCGCUCCGGGAGGCGACUGGAGGUGAACGUUCUGCAGGUCUACGGGGAGCUCACCUGCAUGGACAUCGACCCGCCACGGGAGGGCGCUGCAGACUCACUAUGUAAACAAGCUCCUCGGCAAGACCUCCUCGUUCUGGACACCAACAUUCUGAUCAGUCACCUGGAUUACGUGAAGGAGAUCAAAGCCAAUGGCCUUGGAGCCGUGGGCUUCCCCAUCGUCCUGAUCCCCUGGGUGGUCCUGCAGGAGCUGGACUCCCUGAAAAAGGGGCGGGGCACGGCGGGCUCCGUGGCCCACCUGGCGGCUCCCGCCAUGUCGUACAUCAACGCGUGUCUGAAGAAGCGGGAGCCCGAGCUGUGGGGCCAGUCCAUGCAGCAGGACGUCGCCAGCAGCAACAAUACAACAUCAAAAGGUCAUACAUCAAAAGAAAACAGGCAUGAACCCCAACAACACCCCUCCGUGGGGUUCCUCCCUCCCUCUGUGCUCUCCUUCCUCUCCAGCAACGAUAAGAACCUCUGCAGCAAGGCCCUCCUGAGCGGAGUGAACGCGCUCAGCAAGAACGACCUGGAGGACCGGAGGAGACAGUCCAGACACGGCCUCCAUCCCCCGCAGCACACACACACACUCACACACUCACACACACCAGCCCGGCCACGCAGUCGAGAGGGAACAGGAAGAGGAAGUGGCCUCCCUGUGGAAGGUGACACAGACAGCCAGCAGCUGAGGCCCAGAGACGAUGAAGAGGAGACCCGGUGGGUCCCGAGCCGCCGCGAGCUCGCCGACUGUCUGGUGGAGGUUCUGUCCGACGUGUUGGAGCUGGAGAUGAAGGCCGUCUUCGAAGACCUCUGGCUGGAGAUCGUGUUCCUGAAGCCGCCGUGGACUCUCCACGAUGUCCUGCGGUGCUUGAAGAAGCACUGGAUCGCUGUGUUCGGCCAGGUGGCCCCACGGAGGCAGCUGGACAACGUCUUACACCUCAUCGACUUCUUCAACUCAGGCCAAACGGCGACCUGCGACACGAUGGCGGCCGCCGUCCGGCAAGCGAAGGAGCUCGUCAACGUUUUCAGGGAAAGGUCGCGACUCGUCCCCGGGGCCGUCUCCACGAUGGAGAACAUGGACAACGCGCUGCGGCCGCCGUGUGAAGCUCCAGCCCGCGACGUCGACAUGAACGAUACCGAUGAGGAGGAGCCGCCCCGGCCCCCGGCCCCCCACCAGGAGGUGUGGGCCCUGUUUGAGACCACGUGGGCCCGCCUGUCUCAGAGGAGCUUGGAGGUGUUCAGAGUUCUGGGCUUUGACCACGACGCCACGCAGAGGCCGGUGGGGAGGGGGGGUCCUCCGCCGCCGCAGGACGCCGUGGUCUGCCUGCACGAGCUGCGGUCCGUGGUCGCCCAGCUGCUCCGAGCCUUCAGCAGUGUGUUGACGGCGGGCCCCGGGCUAGAGGAAGGUCAGGCGCUGCUCAGCAUCCUCCGCUCCAAUAAGAUCGUUGACAUGGACUCCAGACUGACCGCCACAGACCUUCUGGAUUGUUUCUCACGAGAAGACUACAGGGAGAAGCUGAUGACCGGAGGGAACCAGCUGACGGGCCUCAAAGAGGUUCUGGACCGUUGUAUCGGGACCACAGCAGCACCGCCCUGACUGGAUCAGAACCUGGGAGCCCAAUAAACUGAUAGACUUGAA